Messenger RNA from Limulus polyphemus (Atlantic horseshoe crab), 3816 nucleotides. RefSeq names its product tetraspanin-17-like. Bases 18 to 839 code for a protein of 273 amino acids. Lineage: Eukaryota; Metazoa; Arthropoda; Merostomata; Xiphosura; Limulidae. The transcript has 8 exons. Gene Ontology annotation, biological process: protein localization to plasma membrane; protein maturation. The record is from RefSeq and is a predicted model, not a curated record. Gene Ontology annotation, cellular component: membrane.
CAUCGAUAGGUUGUAAAAUGCCAGGGAGGAAACGAAGAAGAGACAAAAGUGAAAUAAGUUGUUGUUUAAAAUAUUUGAUUUUUGGUUUUAAUGUGAUAUUUUGGCUUAUAGGUUUAGCAAUCUUAGUCAUUGGAGUCUGGGCAUGGACAGAGAAAGAUAUUUUCAACAACUUAAGCCGGCUAACAAACAUUGCUCUUGACCCUGCUUUCAUACUAGUUUUGGUUGGGACUAUUACUUUCACAAUUGGGUUUACUGGAUGCGUAGGAGCUCUUCGGGAGAACACCUGUUUAUUAGCAGCAUAUGCCAUCUUUUUGGCCAUCCUGCUGCUACUGGAGAUGACUGCUGGAAUCUUAGGCUUUAUUUUCAAAGAUUGGAUAAAGAAUCAGGCUACAAAUGGUUUCCAGGCUUUUAUUGUCCAUUAUAGAGAUGAUCCUGAUCGACAAAAUCUCAUAGACUGGAUUCAAGAAGAAUGGCUGGAAUGUUGUGGUAUUGAAGGACCAAAAGACUGGGACAUGAACAAUUAUUUCAACUGUUCCAGUGUUGAUAUAGGUAGUCGGGAAGCUUGUGGAGUUCCAUUUUCUUGUUGUAAGCGGCAACCAAAUGAAAUGAUUAAAAACAAGCAAUGUGGAUAUGAUGUGAGAAAGAGAGAUUAUGCUGGUGACAAAUCAUCAGUUGUCUAUGAAAAGGGUUGUUUAAGAGCUGGUGAGGAGUGGAUAGAAGCUAACCUAGUACCGGUGGCAGGGGUGGCAGUGGGAGUUGCUGUUUUACAGAUACUUGGGAUUUGUUUUGCACAAAAUCUUCGAGCAGACAUUUUUGCCCAGAAAGCCAAGUGGCAUUAACUCAAUGCAUCUGUGAUAGUUUAUCCACAGAAGAAAACAUCCUCUCAAAACAAUGGUCACCACAUCUCUAUUAGUAUUAGUGCUGAAGCCAUCAGUAACAAGUUUUGUAUUAAUUUUAUUUUCUAUAAUAUUUUAUUAACAGUUACGUAUAGGACUCACAACUAUUGUUGUAAUUUUUUAAGUAUUAUUUUGUAUGUGGUGUAAAUUUCAGGGCAUUUGUAAAACUAUUCUUUUUUAUGUUCAUAAGAAAAUCAAGAUUUGAAUACUUGUUUAACUCAUUUUGUUACAUACAUGGAUGAAAGUUCUCUGUCUGUAGAUUCAAAUGUGUCAAAAUAGCUUUUCCCAGGCAUGAUUUAAAUUUAAUGUGACCUAAACACAUUUUAAAUUUUAUUGGUCUAAACUUCCAACCAUUUUAAUUUUUACAAGGAAAAGAUCAUAAUUGGUUAAUUCAGUGAUAUGUUGUUUUUUUUAUGCACAACUGGAAUUAAAUGGGCAUACAUGUAAAAGGAUUGAGUAUUAACGUUUAAAAAAUUAAAUAGUCUUGUGUGAUUAUCAGGUUGGUCCAGCUGGUAACAUGGUAAGAAGUUGAAAAUGAUUUUUGAAUUUCUUUGUUUCUACAAAGCCAAGUUAAAAUCUGAUUCUGAAAGUUGUCUAAAAUGGCUCAGAAUGCAUCUUUUGGGGACCUAGGCCCCCAAACCCCCAGCCAAUAGAUAUGCUUCAGUCGCAAUUACCAUCGGACACUUUCACCCAUGUAUAUAUAUAAAUUGGGCUUCAGUUUGACUUAAUACCUUCAUUAUUUUGAUACAUAUUAGUUUUUACUUAUUGAUGUGAUGUUAAUAUAUUUACCUAAGUAUUAUUGAGUGAUAAUUUAGGAAGUUUGCUGGACAUCACCCAAUUUAACUACAGUUAUUAGCUUAUUUAUAAGACUUGGGUUAUGGAAAUUAUGGGGGAGGGGUUAGAAUAUAAUUUUUAUAAACCAUCUGUUUAUCCAGAAUCUGUAGUAGAAUAAAAUGUUUAUUUUUCAUGUAGAAAAUUUUUAUCUAUCUUUAUUCUAUUUUGUGUUGUUAUUAUAUACCAUUUAUGUAUGUAAGUAUGUAUAUUUUCCUGAAACACUAAAACAAAAAGUUACUUCAUUGAAGUGGAUAGUAAAUAGCACAUCAGUGUGAUGUUCAGUGAUUUCUGUAUUUAUCUACCUAGUUUUGUGACAUAUCAGUUCACUCCAAGUUUCUAUAAGGACCAUUUUCUAAGGUGAUUUAAUGUCACAGAAUUGACAUAAUUUUCAUAAAUAGAAAAUUAUUUGUAAAAUUACCCGAAGAGUGACUGUUGUUUCCCAAAGCUGGUACUUCUUGUAAUUACUUAUUUUUUUUUACCAAAGCAUUAUUAUUAUUAUUAUUAUCAGACUAUCUAUGUAUAUAUUAUUAAUGUGUCCUCUAAAAUUAUAUGUCAAUGUCAUUUGUGUUAGCAAUAAAAAUCUCUUAUUAUUUAAAGGAAAUAGUAAAUAUAUAUUUGUUUUCUGAUCACUUUGGAAUUUAUAAUUAUUCCAAAUCAAAACUUUAGAUCAGUUUUCUUAAUUCAAGUGUUUACCAAAGGGGGAGUUUAAGAUGCUAUAGUCAGAUCAGUAGUAGUCAUGCUUAAUGUUCCAACUAUUUCUUUAAUACUUCAAUAUCUUCUGUCUCGAGCUCACAAUUUUGUGAAUGCUACUGUUUAGCUGAGGAAUGAGAGUUUCAUUUUGAAAAUAACAUUUAUAUGAGGAGUUGAGUCAUUUAGUAUUAGAUCUAGUCUUUUAGGUUUUCUUCUAUCUUUAAAAAAGAAUUAAAACCAGUUGCUCCUUUCUUUGUGUAUUUUAUUUGGAGUAUUACUAAAAUGCUAGAACUCUUAUUACAGUUUAAAGAUAUUUCAGAUGUCAGACUGAAAGUACACAUUAUUUUUUUUACAUCAGUAUCAUACGUAUGACUGUGCAGUACCUUUUUCAGUACCGAAAAAUAUCUUGCAUUUGUGCUGACAUUGUAAAAUAAAGUUAUAUAUUGGAAGCAGCAAAUAUUUUUAUUUCUGACAAGGUUUUAAAGUUCAGUCACUAAGAAACCAAACAAUAGAUCAGAUACAUCAUAUUUGUUUGUUAGAGUGAAGCAUUUUACUUCUUUUUGAUUUUAGUUGAUUGAUUUUAUACACUGCCAUCAAAUAUUUUGGAUGUCUUGAAUAAAUUAUAGGAAGAAUUUCUCACACAAAGUAAUACUUUUCAAUUAUGUCUAAAAAAAAUAUGUUUAAAAGCAUCUAAACAAAGAGGAUUUGCUAAGUUUAUCUAAUGUUGUCGAGUGAUAAGCUUUGAAUGAAGUAUGAAGUUUACAACAGUUCAGACUGUCACAUGUUACAGUAUCAGUAAUGAUAUAUAUCAUUAAACAGUGAUAGAAAUGAAUAGUGGCUAAGUAAGGGGAAAAUUGGAAUAAAUAUAACUGUACACCUGUAUAUUUAUUAAUGGUAGAUUCUGGCUGUUUGAUAGAGCUUCUUCAGCUUUUUCUGUGAUUUAUAUUGUUCUUUCUGCCAAUUAUUUUAUUAUCUAGAAAAUAAAAGAAAUGAUUAUAUUUAAUCAUUGGUUCAAUUUAAACUAAAGUUAUUAAAUGUUUUUUCAAUCGUGUUGAAAGCUCUUUAUUAGUUUUUCCAAUGUAAAUACAGUCAGUCUUGUUUUACAUUUAGUUAUGUCUUUGCUGAGAGACAUGCUGUUUUUCUAUUCUUUCUUCUUCUUAACACUUUUCUAUCAAUUGCCAUUCCCUCAUUUUUUGUAAGACUGACUUGAAACUUGGUAGUAUUGUACCUUGGUCUAGUAUACCCAGAUUUGUUUUUAAUUUUCUUUUAUUUAUGCCUUUUUAAGGAUUUUAUGGUAUAAAAAGCUGAAUGACCCCAAAAUGUAUAUUUUGGGCUCCUGUACAGUCAUAUUUACAGCAGUCAAGGUGAAAAUAAUUACAGCAGAACACUGCAAAAU